This is a messenger RNA of Lactuca saligna, 1098 nucleotides long. NCBI's taxonomy places the organism in Eukaryota, Viridiplantae, Streptophyta, Magnoliopsida, Asterales, Asteraceae. The record is from the annotation of a GenBank genome assembly.
AUGGCAGAUCGUAGGGCUACAGAGAUUGAGCUUGAUACCAUGGAGGGUUUUGCGUCAAGGGAAAAGCUCCACCAUCAUCUCAACGACCAAGCUGAUUUGAUACAAGAAAUUGACAGCAAACUACCUGUUGUACAGCUUGCUCUUGAGCUCACUCACAAGAUCUUUGGUUCUUGUCCACCUAUGCAAAGUUUUGAUCCAGCCAAGAUGCUCACACCUUUUAGCUUCAAUGUACUUAAAUUGGCUACAAGAAAUUUCCGACUCGAUAAUGUUCUUGGAGAAGGUGGAUCUGGGUCGGUUUUCAAAGGAUGGAUCGAUGAACAAUCUGUUAAGAGAUUAAAUCAAGCGAUCUUUAAGUCAUCUGGCCCAUGUUGUUUAACCAUUCAACUGAUGGAUGUUGGGAAUGCAAAGACUGAUGUGGUUGCGGUUUCUGUGGAUCAUAAUUUUUCAACUUAUCUUCACAAUGGUUUUCUUUCUGUUGUGCCUGGAAAAAAGGAUUCUGGUAUUAUGUUGCAGAGAAAUAAAUGCCAAUUCUCAGGUAUUGAUGAAUCUUCUGCUAUAUCAGCUGUCAUGGAAGGCGUACAUGUGGUGAAUGGUUUGGAGUAUAAGAUGUAUUGCAGCUCAUCAAAGGCUGAUUCAGUUGUAGUGGCACAAAUCACAUACCAAUCAAUGUUUAAGCUUUAUCCAAAGCUUUCAGGGAUGACAGGAACUGCAAAAACUGAACAUCCUACUUUCAUUGCUUUCUACCAUACUAGCAUACUCUUUAAAAAAGAUAUCUUUCAUAAGGCACUGUACUUUGAAAACUAUACCACUUAUGAGUCAAUUGAAAUGAGCCAGUCAAUGGGUUUAGAUGAACUGCAAAGGCUUGUGGAAGAACAGGCAGAGAUGUACCCUCUUGGUCCUUGCAUUGCAAUUGCCUAUUUAUCGGUUCUAAAGGACUGUGAGAUUCAUUGCUUUCAUGAAGGAUUGGAAGUCAAACGACUUGGUGGUCUCCAUGUCAUUGGGACAUCUUUGCAUGAGUCCCGAAGAAUUGAUAAUCAGCUUCGUGGCAGAGCAGGAAGGCAAGGAGAUCCUGGAUCAACACGCUUCAUGGUCAGGUAA